Molecule: messenger RNA, 1605 nt
Organism: Pisolithus orientalis
Lineage: Eukaryota; Fungi; Basidiomycota; Agaricomycetes; Boletales; Pisolithaceae
Product: amino acid permease
Exons: 10
Coding region: 1-1605 (534 amino acids)
Biological process (GO): amino acid transmembrane transport
Cellular component (GO): membrane
Molecular function (GO): amino acid transmembrane transporter activity
Source: RefSeq, a predicted model, not a curated record
AUGUCGGGCGAGGCAUCAGAAAAGAACAAGGAUGUCUAUGUGCAAGAUACGGAGUCAUUCGCCCCAAUCCCUGCGCCAGAGGGAGGGUUACAUAGGCAGCUUAAGAAUCGUCAUAUUGCCAUGAUAAGUAUUGGUGGUGUCAUCGGUACAGGUCUCUUCGUUGGCACGGGCCAGUCCCUCGCCAAUGGUGGUCCCGUUGGCCUUUUUCUGGGUUUUGUCACGAUGGGGACGAUUGUUUUUGCAGUUAUGAUUUCCUUGGGUGAGAUGGUGGCCUUCCUCCCCAUUCCUGGUGGCCACAUCAAGCUGGCCGAACGUUUUGUCAACCCUGCAUUUUCAUUUGCAAUGGGUUGGAAUUACUGGUAUAACUGGACUAUCGUCGCCGAAUUGUCAGCGGCAGCCAUUUUGGUGGAUUACUGGCAUCCGAACGUUAAUAAUGCUGUUUGGGUUGCCAUUUGUAUCGUCGUCGUCCUCACCAUUAAUAUGCUAGGUGCUGGAGCUUAUGGAGAAGCAGAGUUUAUAUUCGCUUCGAUCAAAGUUCUCACGAUUACGGGUCUCAUUAUCCUUGGCAUCGUUAUUGAUCUUGGAGGUGGCCCAGAUCACGACCGUAUUGGUUUCCGGUACUGGAAAAAUCCAGGCCCUUUCGUCCAGUACGAUGGAAUUUCUGGUGCAAAGGGACGAUUCCUUGGCUACUGGGCAGUCCUUAGCCAGGCUGCAUUCUCUUUCAUCGGUACCGAAAUUGUUGCGAUCGCCGCAGGAGAGGCGAAGAAUCCCAGACGUAACCUUCCCAAAGCUAUUCGCCGUGUCUACAUUCGUAUCCUGCUCUUCUACAUUGGAGGUACUUUUGUAAUCGGUCUCCUUGUUCCUUCGAACAACUCGUCCUUGGUGUUGAACAGUGGCACUGCCGCAUCACCGUUUGUCAUUGCCAUGCAGAACGCUGGCAUCAAAGUGCUCCCUUCUAUUAUCAACGCCUGCUUACUCAGCUCUGCUUGGUCUGCUGCCUCCAGUGACUUGUAUACAUCGUCUCGGGCGCUUUACGGCCUAGCGGUCUCUGGGAAUGCGCCUAGGGUCUUCCUGAAAACUUCCAAAUCCGGCUUGCCUUAUGUAUCUGUUCUCUUCUGUGCUUCGUUCACUCUGCUUGCCUUCAUGGCAGUAUCAUCUGGCGCCGGUUCUGUGUUCGAUUGGUUUUCUAGCAUGACUUCUGUGGCUGGCCUUACCACUUGGUUCGGUAUCUCCGUAACAUAUCUCCGCUUCUACAAGGGUCUUCAGGCCCAGGGUAUCGACCGCACUUCGCUGCCUUAUUAUACAAGAUUCCAGCCUUUCGCAGCUUGGUACGGGUGUUUUGGCACCUUUAUCAUCUGCUUCUUCAGUGGAUGGAGUGUUUUCCUCAAGGGUCAUUGGGAUGUCGCUACGUUUGUCACCAACUACAUUCUUCUCGCUCUGUUCCCUGUGCUUUAUGCUGGCGCGUAUUUUUACUACCGGACGCCUCCUGUGAAGGCGUCUGAGAUGGACUUCGUGAGCGGCCUUGCUCAAAUAGCAGCCGAUGAGGUUGAGGACCCACCACCAAAGAACAAAAUGGAAGCCUUUUGGCGAUGGCUGUACAUGUAG